UGUCAUCUGACUGGGGGUUGGGUGGGUAGCGACGCGGAGGGACGGUGCUCGCGCGGGCCCCGGCCGCUAUACCUUCGGCCGCUCCUCUCCAUGCGCGCGGAGUUUCUCUUACGGUUGAACUUCGCUUGCUUUCUGGCGGCCGCUACCCUUGUAGCAGCUGCUUGACUCACAGACUUUGACACAAGCCAGAUGGCUGCGAUUGGUAGGCGCACAGGCUGCCUGGUACUGCAGUUGAUGAAACAGAAUAGGAAGACGUUUUAUGAUCAGCUGCGGGAGCACAAUAAGACUGCAGCUUUGCUAGGUUCAUGUAGAGAUAAAAAGAACUGUAAGGUGAUCUUUUCUCAGCAGGAACUGAGGAAGCGAUUGACACCUUUGCAGUACCAUGUUACUCAGGAGAAAGGGACAGAAAGUGCCUUUGAGGGAGAAUAUACACAUCACAAAGCUCAUGGAAUAUACACAUGUGUUGUUUGUGGAACUCCUUUAUUCAAAUCAGAAAUGAAAUUUGACUCCAAUUCAGGUUGGCCUUCAUUCUGUGAUGUGAUCACUUCUGACACAAUCACAUUCACUGAUGACUACUCCUAUGGGAUGCACAGGGUUGAGACAAGCUGCAGUCAGUGUGGUGCUCACCUUGGGCAUAUUUUUGAUGAUGGACCUCGUCCAACUGGUAAACGGUAUUGCAUAAAUUCAGCUUCAUUGUCUUUUGAGUCAGCAGACAAGAACCAUGCUGGAGGAGGAGGAAGCACUAGUUCUACUUCUGCCCAAGAGGACAAGACGGAGCUGUAGUAGAAGAUUGUUUCUUAGCUUACGUUGUAUUACAUGACUUACUUAAUGAGGAAUGUUAUUCUAAAUUGCCUUCUAUAUCUUGUAUGUUUUUAAAGAAACUUGUAAAGAUAUUCUGCACUAUCAGUCUUUUUCUGAAUCAAAAUGAGGCCCUGUGUGCCAAUGUAUUUUUGUUAUAGAAUUGCACCUUUGGGAAUUCCCACAACAAAAGAAACUUUGUCGUUACGGGUUGUUAGUGUCCAUGUACUGCUUUUGUUACGAGGUUUGAAUAAUAUCCCUCCUUGUUGUGAGGGAUACCUUAGUACUUCACUUAUUUUGGUCAAAUUUACAAGACUCUGGUUAUUUGUAGUCUCCUACUUUCUGUAAGAACCACACUCUUCCAUAAUGGAGGUUGGGUGGUAGAUUGUAUCUACCCCAUCCUUUGGCUCAGUUUUCUGCCAAAAUCCCAAAACUAUACUUAUAGUUAAAUAUAUGGGUCAGGAUCCAAACCAAAUCAUGACUAAGCUCCAUUGAAAUAAAUGAGACAUGACUAACAUAAAUCCUAUUAAUUGUAAUAGGACUUGGUCAUGACUAAUUUAGUCUGGAUUCUGCCUGUAAUAUUUCUUAAUCACCUUUUUCUCCCCUUAGUCACAUUGAGGCUACUAUAAAAAUGAUGAGCUCACUUGUGUUAAGGUCCUCUAGAGCAGAUAGCAGACCUUUUUUGUGUGAGACUAUACAUUUCCAUUGCAACUGUUUAACUUACAACCGGCAUAUAAAUGGAUAUGAAGAGAGAUCUGUUUAUUUUAGGCAGCAGCAAACUAGAGCUUUAGCAACCAGGCUUUUCUGACAGAAGUGGAAGGUGGCUAGUUGAAGGUUGGUUGUUUUGCCUUGCCUCUAAUGAGUCGAUUAAAAAAACCCGGGGUGGUGGUGGGGAGGAUAUCAACAUAGUCAAAGAGGAAUCACAGGGGAGUAUGAAUUAGCUUCUUUUUGUGGGCCUUCUCUUGGAGCAUGCAGUAAACAACUGGUAUCACAGCCCUGAUUGUGUUGCUAAUUAGAUCUUUUGAGCUUUUUUCAGUGAAACUGGUACCUCAUUUAAGAAGUACUAACCUUGUUGCAAUCUCCCAUACAGUAUCUGGGCAGGCAUUACCAGGGAUGUUGUGCCUUUUUCUUUCAAACAUCAUGGCUAAUCUGCCAUUCCAAUAAUCACCAAGCUGCUGAACUUACUCAGGUGCAAAUUUAUGAGUAGGCACAGCAAUAUGCUGCUUGAAAAACAAGCAUGCAGGGCCAAACUAGGCAUUCACAAGAACACAUUAUUAAAAGAGGUUUCCAAGCAGAAGUGAACAACCACUUUGGGGGCAAAUAGUAUGAGGGGAUGGUUUUCAGCGGGGAAAAUAGUGUGUGGGGAGAUAAACCCUUUCCAUGCAUCAUCUUCCUGAUCAGGACUGGGGACCUGGAAGCUGUUUUAUGGAUGAAUAUAUAUAUAUGCUCCCAGUUGGAACCACACCUAUUAACAACAGAUUCCUGCAAUUGUCUACUUAGCCCUAAGCCUCUCCUAUAUUACAACUUUUAAGCUUCUACAUGUGCAGUCUUCUUUGUGCACAUGUACUGCAAAUCACAAAAAGUAUUUCUAGAACAAAGAGGAUGAUCCAAAACAAUGCAUAUAGAAAGAUAGAAGAGGAAACUGAGAACAUGUUUUAAUUUCAACGAAUCCAGUGUCUUUAGUGAGUCUUGCAAGGAAACGACUUCUUUCUUGAUGCUGAAAUUUCCCCUUCGCAUUGCAAGUGGAUUGGCACAUCAGCUCUGAGCAUUGCUUUCAAGUGUACAUAUGCUUAUAAUUGAGAAUAGGAGCAUGUCCUAAACUAGAGUUUUUGCCAUGGAAUAUUUAAUACAGUAUCAUACUGUAUGAUACUCAGCAUACUACCUGAGGUUGCUACUGAAGCCCUAUACAAUAGGCCAGAAUUACUACCUUUUAAGCCUUACAUGCAAAGAGGAAAAAAACCUGUAUGCUAAUAAAUAACAAAUAUAGGACUUCAGAACACAACUAUAUAGUAUAUAUAGGAGAAUAAUUACUGUUAACAUUGCUGUUCUUUGCAAUUUUCUUUUUGGUUUGUACAGUCCUUAGUGUAUAAUGGCAGAACAGUUUCUAUGCGUUCUGCCAUUCUUUUGCAGAAGGGCUUUUCUUAUUGCUUGCCUUUGUUGCAAGAAAAGUGAGUUUUCUCCUAUCACAUUUUCUAACAUAAAUCUCUAAUAUGCAACAUCAAUAAAAAUGUGAGGCAUAUAUGCAGUUACUUUUCAAACUGCUGUCGUAGUUAAGGGUUAUCGAGUUUCAGCAUAUUUCUGUCUUGCAUUAAAGAAAUAUAUUACUAAAGCUUCAAUGAGCAAUAAUGUCAGCUGUCCAUCGGUAGAUUUAUAUUUGCAGGAUAUGGAAUGCAAUGAACCAAGUCAAUAUGGCUAGGUGUAUGUGAUCUGUGGGAGUUACACCAUUAACAUAGAAAAGCCAUUGUUCUUUCUCUGCACCGCAACAGUGAGCAGUGUUUUUCGCUAUUAAUGCCGAGAGAGGAUGCAAGCAUGACUGGUACUGAAAAGCCUAAACAUAGGCCAUUUUGUUUAUGGUCUUGACUGGGUUUCUUGGAAGUUGAGCACAAUAUAUAGCUGGGGAGCCUAUUGUUGUGUAUCCCUGUUGUUUGUACUGUGGGGAUGUGUGUAUGUGUGUAUACAUAUGUACACACUUAAAGGGAUAAAUAAAGCAAUUAUUUUAGUAUUCAAAACCAUUCUAAAUAUGUGAACUGUUCCUCAGAAUUGUUCUUUGCUUUUAAGAUAUCAGUGUUGGAUUUUUCAAUAUCUUUUAAGAUAUUUCUUGUACACAGAUAUACAAUAAAUUAAUUUAUAAAUAAA
Molecule: messenger RNA, 3654 nt
Organism: Hemicordylus capensis (graceful crag lizard)
Lineage: Eukaryota; Metazoa; Chordata; Lepidosauria; Squamata; Cordylidae
Gene: MSRB3
Product: methionine sulfoxide reductase B3
Exons: 7
Coding region: 190-783 (197 amino acids)
Biological process (GO): response to oxidative stress; protein repair
Cellular component (GO): cytoplasm
Molecular function (GO): peptide-methionine (R)-S-oxide reductase activity
Source: RefSeq, a predicted model, not a curated record